AUGUCCAAGUUCCAGCUCAAGUGGGGUAUCCUGGCCACUGGAGGCAUUGCAGAGACCUUUGCCCGCGAUCUAUGGCCGAACCCAGAGAUCAGAGGAGUCAAGGACAUUGAGCACGUCGUCGUGGCCGCUGCUUCGUCGUCCUCGGCCGACCGUGCCCAGAAGUUCCUCAAGGAAGUGAGGGCACCUGAAUCGGCGAAAGCGUAUGGCUCGUACAAGGAGCUCGUCAACGAUCCAAAUAUCGAUAUCAUCUAUGUCGCGACUCCGCAUAGUCACCACUACCAGAACGCCAUGCUGUGUCUCGAGGCGGGCAAGAAUGUUUUGUGCGAGAAGGCAUUCACCACCAACGCUGCACAAACGGAGUUGUUGAUCAAGAAGGCGAAAGAGAAGAAUGUCUUCCUCAUGGAGGCUGUCUGGACGAGAUACUUCCCUCUCUCGAUCUACGUCCGCGAAAUCAUCACCUCUGGCAAGAUCGGUACGGUCUACCGCACGACUGCCGACUUGAGCAACGCCGACGAACCCGAGACCGCUUUCGCCGACAGCCAUCGAAUGGUGAACCCGGAGCUCGCAGGAGGCGCUCUUCUCGAUCUCGGUAUCUAUGCUCUUACCUGGGUCUUCCAGACCUUGUAUCAUACACAGAAGAAUCCUCAGCCGCCCAGCAGUGUGCUGAGUGCUCUGAAGAAGUAUAAGACCGGAGCGGACGAGAUGACCUCCAUGCUCUUGACAUUCCCACGGAAAGAAGGCGGCGAUGCACACGGCAUUGCCACGACUGGUCUACGAAUCGCAACCGAUCCAGACAAGAAGGGUUCAGCAGGUCCAGCGAUCCGGGUUCAAGGUUCGAAAGGCGAGAUCCAGGUCUUCCCACCUGCGUACCGACCGACCAAGACCAAGCUCGUUCUCCACGACGGCACCAUCGAGGAAAGAGAGUUCGCUCAGCCGGGUCCAGAUAAGAGCACGGGCUGGAAGAACGGAUUCGGAGGUAACUGGAACCCAGAUGGCGCAGGACACGGUAUGUUCUGGGAGGCGGACGAGUGCGCGUACGCGUUGAGGGAUGGACGCAAGGAGGGUCAGUACGAGAGUUUGGAAGAGAGCUUGGUGAUCAUGAAGGUGAUGGAUGAGGUACGGAAGCAGAACAACAUGGUAUAUCCAGAGAAGAUCGAGACGACGAAGUAUCCUGUCGAUCUAUAG
Zasmidium cellare ATCC 36951 is the source of this 1185-nucleotide messenger RNA. RefSeq lists its product as uncharacterized. NCBI's taxonomy places the organism in Eukaryota, Fungi, Ascomycota, Dothideomycetes, Mycosphaerellales, Mycosphaerellaceae. The transcript has 2 exons. The record is from RefSeq and is a predicted model, not a curated record. Gene Ontology annotation, molecular function: nucleotide binding. The coding region runs from base 1 to 1185 and encodes 394 amino acids.